AUGAGCUUAGAUCAGAGUGUUGCUGAAAAAGUUUCAACAGAUAGUGUUAAAAGAUCCCUUACCGGCAGUAAACUAGAACAACAGUCACAAGAAAUAAGCUAUGCUUCUCGCAGCAGUAGUGUUCCAGUUUCAUUACGAGAACAGCAAAGCGGCGAAGGUAUCGAUGAAGACGCACCAGAAGAACCCUUAUUGUCUUACAUCCAGAUGCUGGAUGCUCCAAGAGAACUCGGGGAGCCCAUCGACAUAACCAUAGAUUAUUUGAAGCAAAUAUCCGACGAAUUGGGGCUGAUUAAGUUGUGCUGGCCAGAUUUAUCUAAUGUUACUUUCGAGGAUCGCUCCAAUUUUCCCGAAAGUUAUCUGAAAAACUCGAAUAAGGAAAAACUAUUGCUUUUGUAUGCUGAGAACUUUCGGAGGCAGUUUUGUUACAAGUAUCCUGACAGGAAACCAUUGUUUUUGGCUUGCGAUAAUGAAUGUGGAAUGCAGGUAAGAACUACAAUUUAG
Ceutorhynchus assimilis (cabbage seed weevil) is the source of this 501-nucleotide messenger RNA. The record is from the annotation of a GenBank genome assembly. NCBI's taxonomy places the organism in Eukaryota, Metazoa, Arthropoda, Insecta, Coleoptera, Curculionidae.